AUGGGUUACGAAGACGACAUCUCCAACAGCCACGGAUCCUCCGGCAAGUCUUUCGAUGAGUCCGAGAAGAAAGGCUAUGACGCCCCGCCUGCAUUCGACUCAGCCCCUAUGGUAGGUGAAAUGACAGAUGCGGAACAGGCUGUCAUUGAUCACGGAAUCCACAAGUUCAAUCGGCUGGGAUGGAAGCGACUCACCGUGGUGCUCAUCGUCGAGGCUAUUGCAUUGGGUAGUCUGUCCAUUCCUUCAACCUUCGCAAAGCUCGGCAUGGUUGCUGGUGUCAUCUGCUGUGUGGGAGUUGGCUUGAUUGCUAUCUAUACCAGUUAUAUCGUUGGUCAAGUGAAGCUGCUUUUCCCGGAGGUUGCCAACUACGCAGACGCAGGUCGUUUGAUGUGGGGAAGAUUCGGAUAUGAGUUGAUUAACUUCAUGUUGGCCCUCCAAUUGAUCUUCCUUACGGGCUCUCACUGCUUGACCGGUACGAUCGCAUGGCAAAAUAUCACGCAGUCCACUAUUUGUUCUGUGAUCUUUGCUGUGGUAUCCGCGAUAAUCCUACUUCUCUUGGCUAUUCCCCCCAGUUUCACCGAGGUCGCUAUUCUCGGUUAUGUGGAUUUUGCAUCAAUUAUCAUUGCAAUCGGUAUUACUAUCAUUGGAACCGGUAUUGAUGCCCACAAACAACCGGGCGGCUUAGGUGCAGUUCCCUGGUCUGCAUGGCCAAAGGAGGAUCUUGUAUUUGCCGAGGCAUUUAUUGCUAUUUCGAACAUUGUUUUCGCAUACAGCUUUGCUAUGUGCCAGUUCUCCUUCAUGGAUGAAAUGCACACCCCUCGCGAUUUCAAGAAGUCCAUCUGGGUACUUGGUAUCAUUGAAAUCAUUAUUUACACCAUGACUGGUGCCCUUAUUUAUGCCUUCGUUGGACCCGAUGUCUCGAGCCCUGCCCUGACCUCCGCCGGUCACACCCUUGGCCGUAUCGCCUAUGGAGUUGCAUUGCCUGUCAUCUUUAUCAGUGGAUCGAUCAACACAGUCGUUUUUGGUCGUCUGAUUCACGGACGUAUCUUUGCCAACUCGCCUAUUCGAUUCAUCAACACCAAGAUGGGUUGGAUCACAUGGAUGGCUGUCAUCACGGCUGCCACUGUCAUUGCUUUCAUCAUUGCAGAGGUUAUUCCGUUUUUUGAUGACCUGCUCUCCAUUUCUUCCGCCCUCUUUAUCUCCGGUUUCACAUUUUACUUCCCUGCUCUGAUGUGGUUCCUACUCAUCAAGAAGGGCAGCUGGAUGGACCGUGAAAACAUUGUGUUGGCUAUUGUCAAUGCCUUCAUUUUCGUCAUUGGUAUUCUCAUCUUGGGUGCUGGCACCUAUUCGAGUAUUUAUGACAUUAUCCAGAACUACAAUGACGGUACUGUACGAGGUGUGUUCACAUGUGGAUCACCAUCUACAUAA
This is a messenger RNA of Penicillium angulare, 1428 nucleotides long. RefSeq lists its product as uncharacterized. The record is from RefSeq and is a predicted model, not a curated record. Gene Ontology annotation, biological process: amino acid transmembrane transport. Gene Ontology annotation, molecular function: amino acid transmembrane transporter activity. NCBI's taxonomy places the organism in Eukaryota, Fungi, Ascomycota, Eurotiomycetes, Eurotiales, Aspergillaceae. Gene Ontology annotation, cellular component: vacuolar membrane. The transcript is spliced from 2 exons. The coding region runs from base 1 to 1428 and encodes 475 amino acids.